This is a messenger RNA of Chara braunii, 5261 nucleotides long. NCBI's taxonomy places the organism in Eukaryota, Viridiplantae, Streptophyta, Charophyceae, Charales, Characeae. The record is from the annotation of a GenBank genome assembly.
GGGAUACAGCAGGCACCGGUCUGGUCUAUGCUGUUGCGUUCACAGACAGCAGUCAUGGACCAGAAGGCCGGGGAAACAGAUGAGGCCUAUCAGGCCCGCAUGUUAGCCUGGAGUACCGAGACAAAGAAGCAGGCAGAUGACGCUGCCGCAGCAGCCAAGAAAAGGGCAGAGGACGCGGAGCAAUCACGUUUGUUGGCCAUGGAACAACAACGCCAGCAUGACGAGGCAGCAGCAAGGGAUGCCGAUGAAGAAAGAGACCAACGUCGUGAGAAGAUAUUUUUCGGAGAGCGGGCAUUACUUACAAUGGCAGCAGAAUGGCGAAGCRAGGCCGAGAAUAGCCAGUUGGAGGAUAGCGCAAACAAGAUAGCGCUCCUCCUCUCGCAUCUCACGGAUCUCCUGGCAACCUGCAUUACACAGCAGGCGGAGAUCCUUGGUCUCGACAACUCGGUAGCUCAUCUCCAAGACCGCCUUCAGCGGGUGGAGCAGCGACCAGUCGCCGCCGCCGGUGCGGGCUCGUCCAAUACUGCCAACCGCCUCACCGCAUUGGAGAUGCACGUCGGCUCCCUCCAGGACGUCGCACAGUUACAACAUCCAGAUGGGCUUCAAGGCCCGGCAUUGAGCAAUGCCCUGACGCAUGUCGAGGACACCUUGACGACGACCGUGGAAUUGUUUGACAAGGCUGCGCAGAUCAUCGUCACGAACAAGGAGGCCAAGAACCUCCGUUCAUCUGCGUCAGGCCCGAGCAGGGACCAGCAUCGGCCAAGAGUGGUUGUGGUCGCAGCGGCAGCGCCGUUAGACCAAWCCAGCGAGGCUGCGUCUGCCAGUGAAGGAGACAGAUUCGCAGCCGCCCAGGAAGGUGGCCGCGCCGGCAGAGGCCGAGGGCGCGGCAAGCCGAAGACACACACCGUUUCUAGCCCCGGGCGCGGUGCAGCAGCUCAGACAGGCCCAUGGACCUCGUAUGACAUCUCCAAGUCCGCAUACAAGGCGCGCGAGAGAUUCCACUAUUGCCUUUGGUGCAGCAACGAUCUUCAUCAGACGCAGAUAGAGGUUUUGGACCCGCUCACAUCUGAGGACUUUGCAUGGCUUCCUCUCCCGACCACAGGCUGUUUGUCGGGACCGCAAUGCGCAGCACUUAGCGCUCAUCUCCACACUUACCUUUCCUUCUAUGCACCACCAACUUCGCCGACGGAAGACGAAGUCGCGGUGGGGGACAUCCUAGCAUAUGUUACCAAGGUGGCCCACGAGUUUCGCACGCAGCGGUACGAUAACAACAAUGCACUGCUCAUGUAUGUCCGCAUCCAGGUUGGGCAAGCGUCCUGCAGCGCUUUGCUGGAUAGCGGCGCGACUCGCAACUUCAUGAGCCAAUCCUUUAUGCAAAGGGCUGGCCUUGGCGCACAGGUUCGGAGGAAGGCAAACCCGACGGCGAUCAAGUUGGCGGACGGUAAGACGCAGCAACUUCUCGACCGUUACAUCGAGGCCGUACCGGUCUAUUUCGCACCUCAUGCAUGCGAACCGGUCACGUUCGAUAUUCUCGACACGGACUUCGACAUCAUUCUGAGAAUGCCUUGGCUUGCAAGUGCGGAUCACACGGUCAACUUCCAUCGGCGGACUCUUAGCGUUCGCGACGCCUUCGGCGCGGAAGUGGCGUGUACGAUUCCUCUACCGCACUCUUCGAUCCGGUGCCAAGUGGUGACGGCCAAAUCAUUCCGGGCGACUUGUGCUUACGAGCAGCCCGAGGAGAUCAGCAUAUGUUUCCUACGGACCGUCGCGGUAGCCGACUCUUCACCCACGGACUUGUCUUCGGACCCCCGUGUGGUACGGUUGCUGGACGAGUUCGCCGACAUCUUCGAGUCACCUACCGGUGUGGUGCCGGGUCGGCCGAUCUCUCACGAGAUCAUUCUUGAGGUCGGUGUCGUGCCGCCGAAAGGUUGCAUCUCUCGGAUGAGCGAGGAGGAGCUUGAGGUACUCCGCGCACAACUCGACGAUUUGUUGGCCAAGGGCUGGAUCCGCCCGAGUAGCUCCCCAUAUGGAGCACCAGUUCUCUUCCUCAGGAAGAAGAACAAGGAUCUACGAUUGUGUAUCGACUACCGCAAGCUCAACGCGCAAACCCCGAAUGAUCGCUACAAAACCGCAUUCAAGACGCGGUACGGGCAUUUUGAGUGGGUGGUCAUGCCUUUUGGCCUCACCAACGCCCCGGCGACAUUCCAGGCGGCGAUGACCAAUGAGUUUCGUGCAAUGUUGGACCGGUUCGUGCUGGUCUACUUAGAUGAUAUUCUCGUCUACAGCCGGACAUUGGAGGAUCAUCUUGGACAUCUUCGACGAAUGUUGGAGACGCUCCGCCGUGCCAAGUACAAGGCCAACCACGACAAGUGCGAAUUUGUCCGACAAGAGCUGGAAUACUUGGGCCAUUUUGUCACACCGGACGGCAUCAGUCUGCUAUCGGACAAGAUUCAGGCCGUCCAAGAAUGGUCGGAGCCUCGGAACAUCACGGAUGCCUACUCGUUCCUCGGUCCUACCGGCUACUAUCAGCACUUCAUCAAAGGCUACUCCAAGAUCGCGGCCCACUUGAACAAGCUUCAGUGCGAGGAUCGGCCGUUUGACUUUGGAGAGGAGGCGCGGGGAUCAUUCCUCGCUCUCAAAGCCGCGCUAUUGUCUGCGGAGGUCUUGCGGAUAUAUGACCURCUCGCGCCUACACGUGUCACUACGGAUGCGUCAGGCUAUGGCAUUGGUGCAGUCCUCGAGCAACAUGAUGGUGUGGACUGGCACCCGGUCGAGUACUUCARCAAGAAAGUGYCMCUCRUGCAUUCCAUUGACGAUGCACGCAAGAAGGAGCUCCUCGCCUUCGUCCACGCGCUCAAGCGGUGGUGGCACUUCCUCCUUGGUCGAAGCCAAUUUCGCUGGGUAACGGACAACAAUCCGUUGGUCUUCUACAAGACCGAAGACACCGUCAACAGCACCAUCGCUCGAUGGAUGGCUUUCAUCGACCAGUUCGACUUCUUUCCCGAUCACAUUCCCGGGAAUUCGAACCGUUUUGCGGAUGCUCUUUCAUGGCGUCCGGAUCAUUGUACUGCGGUCUACUCGACUUUCGAGAUUGACGAUGACCUGCGGAACAGCUUCAUCCGCGGCUACCAAGCCGACCCCGAGUUUCGCGACAAGGAAGCGAUUGCCAUGGACAUCACCGGCCCGUUCCCCAAGCACAAGACCGGAGUGGAUGGGAUUCUCACGGUGGUYRACCGACUCACCAAGUUCGCCAUGUUUUUGCCUUGUCGCUAUCAUGCCAAGGCACCGGAGUUGGCCGAGGUUCUGUACGCCGGUUGGAUUCGCAGCAAGGGUUACCCCAAGGAGAUCGUCUGCGAUCGCGACACUCGGUUCAUGUCCGAUUUUUGGUUGGCGCUCUUCAAGCGAUGGGGCUCAUCUUUCAAGCCCAGUUCAACUCGCCACCCUCAGACCGAUGGCCAGACGGAGAGGGCGCAUCAGACCGCACAGGUUCUCCUUCGCAAUCUCAUCCGCCUCGACCAGAAAGACUGGGUCGAGCGACUGUCGGACGUUGAGUUGGCCUACAACUCUUCCAUCCACCCGGCUAUUGGGAUAUCGCCCUUCGAGUUCGAGCACGGCUCGCCGGUCACGUCACCGUUGGACACGAUUACUCCACGCACGGCCGAGAGCGACGACCAUCUUCUUUUCUUGCGUAGGGAAUCGAUGGAUCGAGAAUUCCAGCUGAGGGAUUGCACGUUCGAAGGAUGGGAACCAAGGCGGAUUAAGGGGGGGGUAGAGAUGCCCUUGCCUGCGGAAUAUGAAUGGAGAGGAGCGACGUGUGACUGGGUCGGGCUUGAGAUCGUACCGGAACUGUCAUACCUAUGGAUAAAACGUGUUUGGAACCCCAUCAGGGAGGAAGAUGGAUGGGAAGACAUCGCAGAAGGGAGAGUGGAGUCGGUAGGGACGGUCGUCUUGUCGGAGCAAGGGUGGCAUCUGUUUUGUACCACGCUUGCGGCGGGACAAGACCCGAUGUGGCUUCUGGAGGGAGCAGAAACGAGGACUCAGAAGGCGGGUGAGAGGUUUGCCAAUAAGGGAUGGGAUGAAGUACACAGCAAGGUUGUAAUGGGGGGAUGGAAAGAGUUUAGACCACCCUGCUCGCGAAAGAGGAUCUGGGUCCCCGAGUUCGUAGUGGACUGGUUUGGGGGUUUUGACCACGUUGCGGAAGUGGCCGACACUAUGGGAAGGGUGCACAUAGACUACACGUGGUUGUCAGAGGAGUUUUACAAAAUGUCGCUGAAGUACGGGCCUUUCCAUGGCGAUAGAGCCUGGGAAGUCCUCAUCAUUUUGAAUCUGGACAGGUUUCGUUGCGAACUGCGGAGUAAGGAGACCAAGGACAAGCGCGCAGUGGCGCGAAGGAGGACGUUUCUUAAAGAUCGCCCACUGGGCAUUGAGCCACCUAGGGAAGUAGAGGGUGGGGUAGAGGUUAGCCUGCCGGCCGUGAACGAAGGAUGGCACCCGGUGGCGGAUUGGGUCGGGGUUGAGCUUAUGGAAAAUAUGGUUUACCUGGUAACGAGGGUCGAGUGGCGCGCAGAUGAGCGUGGGGAAUGGAACCCGGACCCGCGGGGGCAUGUGCGUGUGGAAGGGCGAUUGUAUGUGUCGGAGGACGGGUGGUGGGAGUUCGGAGUCUGGUUGGCAUCAGGUAAGGAUCCAUUGAGUAUGUUUGAAGGGGCAUGGCAGUUAGUGUGGAGGGCAGGGUUCGAAUUUGCGGAUCCGGGAUUUGAUGAUGUAACGACAGACCUUAGGGUAGCUAGGGCCGGAAGUUUUGAAUUGCCUAGCGAAAACAUUUGGAUGAGGCUGCCGCCUUUUUUGCUGGAAAGGCUAGGCGGACUGGAGCUUGUCAGACGAGCGGUAGCUGACCUCGCCAACCUGACAUAUGAAGAAACGGUGAUACACCGAGAAUAGUAUCGGCCCUUCCUAAAGAUGGGGUCGUUCAACGGAGAGCGGAAGUAUGAGGUGCUGCGAAUCCUGCACGCCAUGUUUACCACUAGACCAAGGGCUCCGGUUGUAGGCAGUGAGGUUUUGUGGGCCGUCGUCCGGCGGGAAAUAAGUCGGGGGAUGACGUACGUAGACGACCUACACCGAUUGUAUGAGCCGAUGGAGGUAGGAACAGGUCGAUAGAAGAGCCGAGGAAGGGGAAGGGGAUACAGAGGAAAGGGAGCAUCAAGCUAAGGACCAGGGAGUCGCUCAGGUAAGGAUCGAAGAAUAAAUGAAAUAAGCAAACUCGC